AUGUCACCCACCAGGUCGAGACAGCAGAACAACAGGGCCGGUCGUCAGAUUAGGGGACCUCAAUCGGCUCUGACCGAUUUCUUGGCCUCGCACAAUAUCUCGGCCAACCAGAUUCGUCUUGAUGCCGAUGCGCGACGAAGAGCAGCAGAACAGGAGAAUGGGGCUAGUAGCUCCUCAAAUCAGCAGCAGGUUGCGGAAGACGAAGUGGGAGAGUCAUCUACAGUCACAACCUCUGUUACUGUCACAACCAGGACAUCCCGACGAAAGAAGGACCAAAAGGUCAUUGACAAGAUCAAAGCCAGCAAAACCUACCAGAAGCGGAAGCGAAAUGCAGGCGAGGAUGACGCAGAUGACGAUUUGCUGGACACUUUGCUUCGGGAGCGCGCGCCUUUACCCGGCCAGAUGGACAAUUGCGCCAACUGCGGGAAGCGGUUCACUGUCACUGCAUACUCACGCAAUCAUCCCGAUGGAGGCUUGCUGUGCAGCCCCUGUGGAAAAGAGAUGGAUAAAGAUGCGCCGCCAAAGAAGAAGCCAGCCAAGCGGGCUGCUGCCGGUCCGGUAGGGAGACGCCGACAGAUCCAAAGCAAAAUUCUGGACGGCACAUUUCAACUUGGAGCCAAGAGCUUGAUGACGCUCUGCAUUGAGACUCUGGCUAAGAACAUUGAUCUGGCUGAAGAUCUGGGCGAUUUGCCUCAGCCCGUCAUCGAUAAAAUCGCCCGGAAGCUCUCGAAACAUAGACUUCUCAACCCUACAACUCUCAGUCUUUUUUUGCAGCCAACGGCCGAUGAGGUCUGCAUCUACGACGGCGCCAAGCUUUCCGCCGACGAUUAUAUCCGCAUCUUUCAGACCGUACCAGGACUGAAAAGGCUGAAAGCCAGGAACGCCAUCCACUUCAAAGACGAAGUCAUGGAUUUCCUUGUCUCUCGUAAAACAGAGCUCGAGGACCUUUACCUGCAUGGCUCUAAUCUCAUUGCCGAAGAGAAAUGGCUGGAGUUUCUCCAAAAGAAGGGAAAAUCCCUACAAUCACUCCGCGUUUACUGGACGGACAAGCACUUUGGCGACUCUGCUCUGGCCGCCCUUCCCUCUUCAUGUCCGUCCUUGGUUCGUCUUAAGGCAUGCCACAAUCAGAAGAUCACCGGCGAAGGCGUCAAGCACCUCGCCCAACUCCACCACCUCAAGCACCUGAGCAUUGAUCUGCGCAAUCACGUCCAUUCGGAUGUAUAUGUCAACGUUCUCUCCUCUAUCGGUCCUAAUCUCGAGACGUUCUCUAUCACGCGCGAGAUUGAACUGGACAACACUGUCCUGGACGCUAUACACAACCACUGUCGCUCGCUGCAGAAGCUGCGCAUAACCGACAGCGAAGUCAUGACGGAUGAAGGCUUUGCCCGCCUCUUUACCAACUGGGAGAACAAGUGCUUACUGUUUGUUGACCUGCAAAAAUGUCGACAGGUAGACUCGGCAAACCCGCGCCAAAACCCGGACAACAUCGGCUUGUGCGACAGAGGCUUCAAGGCAUUGAUGGCACAUUCCGGAAGAAAGAUCCAGCACCUGAAUGUGCACGGGUGCAGACACAUCUCAGCAAAAGCCUUUGAGGAGGUCUUCCCUUCGGAUGGCAAAAAGGUUUAUCCUGAGUUGAAAAACCUGGAAAUCAGCUUUUGUGAGGAGGUAACGGAUUUCGUUGUUGGAAGCAUUUUCAAGUGCUGUCCCAAUCUGCAUGAGCUGAAUGUGUUUGGCUGCAUGAAGGUGAAGAGUGUGAGGGUACCCAAGGGAAAGAUUCUUGUGGGAGUACCGAAUGCGCUGGGAAUGGUCAUCGAGGGUGUUGAUGAUGACGAAGAGUGA
Molecule: messenger RNA, 1839 nt
Organism: Neurospora tetrasperma FGSC 2508
Lineage: Eukaryota; Fungi; Ascomycota; Sordariomycetes; Sordariales; Sordariaceae
Exons: 3
Coding region: 1-1839 (612 amino acids)
Biological process (GO): SCF-dependent proteasomal ubiquitin-dependent protein catabolic process
Cellular component (GO): SCF ubiquitin ligase complex
Source: RefSeq, a predicted model, not a curated record